Messenger RNA from Fraxinus pennsylvanica, 933 nucleotides. Lineage: Eukaryota; Viridiplantae; Streptophyta; Magnoliopsida; Lamiales; Oleaceae. The record is from the annotation of a GenBank genome assembly.
AUGGAUCUAGACAGAUCAUUCGACAUGGAAACCAGUGUGGUUCAUAAAUCAGAGGUCCGUGGAACUGCUGCCAUUUCAGGUUUUCCCAAUACGAGCAAUUUCAAUGAAAACGUAGUGACUUUUCCCAACAAAGCAUUCUUGAGCACUGUGUACGAGGAAGAUGAAGAAGAAAAUGGGGAACAAGAUAAAGAGAAUCUCAUAGAUGAUGAGGAGGUUCAGAAAGAAGUAAUCGAGGAGAAGAAGAUGAUAGUUACACCUGAAUGUUCGAUUCAAUAUCCAGAGCAAAUUGAUGCCUCUUCUAGGCAAAAAAGGAUUCAAAAUAUCUUCACCCUCUGUGGAAACUAUAGAGAACUUUCUCAACACAACAGAACUCCAGUGCCUACCCAAAAGAGGCUAGAAACUAUUGACUCCUUGUUGACCCCAUCAAAGAGAGAGGGAGAACAUUCUGUUAAACUAAUGCUUGGUGACCUCUCCCAGCUUCAGAAUAGCAUUUCUAAGAACCUUUCAGCAUCAAGCAAGCAGAACUUGGGCAAAAAGGGGCUUGGGAAAGUUAUGGGUUCUGCUGAGAAAGCAAAGAUUUUGAAGGAGAAUCACAAUCCAUUAGAUGAAAGCACUGGUGAUAUGGAAGUAUAUGUGAAAUGGGAGACGUUGAAAGAAAAUCAUGGGAAGCUCAUUGCUACAUUGAAGGUUUUGAAAGAUUCGACCUUUGCUGACUUGCGGAAGCUGAUAGAAAUCCAUCUUGGUGGGGAGCAGCAAGAAUUUGCUUUUCUUCUUCUUGGGGUAUGUCUUUACCAACUCCAUCUUUUCCACAGCUCAGUGAACUACAGGAAUGCCUUGAACAGUAAUUAUAGUUUCAUGUCAUACAUUUAUGACAAUGCCCUCCUAGGAUUUCUUGAUAUUAUCAUCAUUGUUUUUACAUCAUCCUUACUUUGA